Sitophilus oryzae (rice weevil) is the source of this 2419-nucleotide messenger RNA. RefSeq names its product anillin-like. The record is from RefSeq and is a predicted model, not a curated record. Lineage: Eukaryota; Metazoa; Arthropoda; Insecta; Coleoptera; Curculionidae. Gene Ontology annotation, biological process: actomyosin contractile ring assembly; septin ring organization; mitotic cytokinesis. The coding region runs from base 94 to 2319 and encodes 741 amino acids. The transcript is spliced from 7 exons. Gene Ontology annotation, cellular component: actomyosin contractile ring.
UGUUGCGUGAAUUGUGAAUGUGAAAGAUAAACAUGGUAUCAGAUCGUGGAAUCAGCGAAAUCUUUGUUUCUACUUGUUGUGUGCAAACUGUGAAUGCGAAAGAUGAGUACGUAUAUAGAAAAGUUGACAAGCAGUCCGAAUCCAAAGACGAAAGCGUUUUUGGAAAAAUUAGCAGAAAUAGCUUUUGCAGGGAUAGAUAUAUGCGUUUUAGAAGCUCCGAACGAAUCCACUAUGGAUAUGCAGAGGUGCUGCGAAGAUGAAGAAAGCUGUGAAGACAUUCCUGAUAUGAAAGAAGAGUGCAAUCUGACCAGAACAGAAACAUUUACUGUUGCUAACUCGUCUGAAACAACACCUCCACUCUCACGCAACGAGACAUUUUUUGCAAAAAUCAUCGACAUUUUGUCUCUAACCGAGAGCGAUUAUGACUAUGAUUCACUAUUUCCAAGUAGAAGACUUCAUGAAGUAGAAUCAUAUCAGGCGAGCUCUCCCAGAGUUAUUAAACCUAUUAGAAAAGAGUCGAUUGAGAAGAAUCCCUUUCAACAUGUUUUACCGCCUGUUAACACCGAUUUUUACAUUCCCAAGAAAGUCGUGUCGUAUGAAAGUAAAAAAGUAGCUGAUGUAGUUCACGAUCUAGUUUUCGAAAAAUACGAACAACGCUAUAACACUCUCUUAAGAAAGCUGCGAAAAACUCAUUUUACGAAAGCUGAUAAAAAAUUCAUUAACGUCAUUGAAGAGAUGAAACGUUCGUUUGCCACGAACAGCAACGAAGACGUUCCGGAAUUAUUUUCAGAAGAAUCGGAUAAUGAUGUAGAGUAUCAAGGAUAUGACAGUGAUGAGGGGUAUGCGGGGUACAAUGAAAUGAAUAAAACUUCUGAUCCAACCGAACAUUUCGUCACAGCAUUAGAGACAUUGUCUAUUCAAGUGAAAUCCAAGGAUGAUGCCAUAGGCAUCACUUCUCAAUCACAACCACAGAACAAUAACAUAAACGGGAACAGAAUCAGCUGUGUUUCGAGUAUUAUGGCCGAAAAUGAAGCGAAGGUGUCUGCCUACGAUGAACGGAAGUUUCUUUCUAUGGCUAUUGGGGACGAACUGAAAAGAGGCUCUACAGAGGAUUACGUUUAUCCACGCACGGCUAGCGUAAACAGCAAUGAAAUAUCCGAAUUGGUAUCGUCAACAUCAUCAACGAUGAAGUUGUCCGAGAUGAAUCCAACGGAGUUUUUGAAACAUACACUUCAGAGCUCUGAAUCUUUAUUCAAUCUCAUUGAAAAUAAUUCCUGCGUGUCCUAUGAAUGCCUGACAAACCUCAGCGAAGAAGCUUUUUUUGAUAGUGCCAGAAAAAAUCUGAAGAAACGAGUCUACAUUGAAGAAAAUAUUGCAAACCAACUGCUGGGCUUCCUCGAAUUUGGCAGAUCAAACAUUGACAAAUUUAUUGGCAGCAAUGCUCAUUUGGAAGCGGAAAGACUCCUAACUGUAUCAAAUAUACGCAGACAAGCUAUAUUAGAUCUGAUGAUUUCUCCAUAUUCACCAACUCAUCACGUCCGAGCACAAAUAACCAUACAGAACGCAAGGUGCAUUAUCAACGACGAAGAUCUAAACGACUACACUAUGGUCUCAAACUAUCUCCUAGUUCUCAGCUACAGAGACAGGAUCUACAGUACGAAACCUAUAUCGCCCAACAAGCUAGGUUGGAUUGACCUUGGAGGACCUUUUGUAUUCAAUAGUGUUCCUAACACGUUUGAGAUUAAAGCGGAACUAUUCGCCAUCAAAUGCAACUCCCAUUCUCCGAAAAUUUCCUUUAAGAAUAUCUUUUUUGGCCGCAUACCAAAACUACCCAUGAUCAGGCUUGUUGGAGAAACUUAUAUUAACUUGAGUAACGCUAGCAACCAGAAAUUUACUUUUAAGAAUAUCAUCAAAAGUAAGUAUAGGCCAAACAGACUCACUGCUUCAGUAGAAAUCGGCAUACAGUGGCCCGAACCGCUUAAAGCAUUCCUAAGCAUGGGUUCAGAACGACCUGGAAAACAAGUUCUGUGGAAUCGUCGAUGGUUCGUUCUCGAAAAAUCCAAAUUGUCCUAUUACACUCACCCCUCUGAUGAAAAUUACUGCAGUCCCAGAGCAAUGCUUGAUUUAACGGAGUGUUUAUUCUGCGAUGAAGUCAACAAACUGUACCCAAACAAGAGAUCUCUCGUACUAGUACUAGGGUGUGAAAAACAGAAAAAGAUAUAUGUCACUCCAGAUACGAGUGAUGAACUAAAACUCUGGCAAGAAAGGAUUCAUUUGGUUUUAAAAAGCCUUAAAUACUGGAACAUUGAAAAAUUCUAAUGUGACAAACUGUAAUGUCUUACUGUGCACUGGUGUGAGAAGGAAUGGAUAACGUGUGAAUGAAUUAUUUAUUAAGCUAAUGUAGAGAUAGAUAGAUUUA